GAUAAUCUGAACUGGGUGACAAAAAAGUUCCGGAAAAUGACAAAAGCAGGAUUUUGUACACGAGGGUGUUGCUUCUUCUAAUAAUCCAUUAAUUUUAAUUAUCAGUGACGUUGAUAGUUUUUCUGAUAGACUUGAAAGUUUUACGGAUUCGGACUGAUAAUUUGACACGCGCUAUCGAUUUUCAAAAAAUUGACAUACGAACAAGGAACGAUGUUGAUUUUCAUAAUCAUCUUGACUCUUGGGACCCGGAUGGAUGCCUUCAAAAUCUUAGUAUUGAACCCGUGGCCUUCGUACAGUCAUCAACGUCCGAUUAACGCGCUGAUAGAAAGGCUCGUCGAAGAUGGUCAUGAGCUGUUUGUCGUCAGUCCAAAUAUAAUACCGAGAUUGGAGAAUCACGUCAACUACUCCAUUGCGGACUUGUCAUACGUGUACCAGGAGAAGGAGAAUAGCAAGCAAGCCAAAACUUUAUAUCAAGAUGGACGACUUUCAAAAUGGGAUCUGCCCACUGUGAUCGCGAGUUGCCUGGGAAUUUUAAAACGAGAGUUUCAAAGUCAGCCAUUUCUUGAAUUUAAACGGCGCAUGGACUCGGAAAACAUAAAAUUUGACGUUUCUAUCGUUAAUUCGGCCAUCUUGCCAUUCCUCACCCCGAUGGCGCGAGUCCUGGCCGGAAACGCACCGAUCAUCAGCUUUUCUUCAUUCGUCAUGGAUUGGUUUUCCGAGGACCUCUUGGGCAGUACGGCUCAUCUGUCUUUCAUCCCGUCUCUCUUCAGCCACUUUACGGAUAAAAUGACUCUGUUGCAAAAACUCGAAAACUGGUUCGCCCAUCGCUACAUCGUAUCCAACUUGAGAGGGCGCAUGGAAGCUUUUGCGAGAGAAUUCAUUCGGGAAAAUUAUGGUGAAAUGAACGAGAGUCUCGUCGAUGCCUGGUGGACGAGAGUUAGCCUCACUCUGAUCGGUUCCAACUCUCUCUACUACUAUCCGAGACAGCUUGGCCCAAAUGUGAUUGAGGUUGGACCUUUGCAUUUGAAACCUCCAGGAGAAAUGCCGAAGGACAUAAAGGAUUGGUUAGAUGGGGCGGAAAGAGGGGUGAUCUACUUUAGUUUUGGAAGCAAUAUAAAGAGCAAGUCCUUACCCAAAACUGUGCUGGACAACUUCUUGAGCGUUUUCCGGGAGCUACCGGCUGGCUACAGGGUGCUUUGGAAGUGGGAGGCAGAUGGGAAAAUUCCGGGACAGCCAGAUAAUAUUUUAACCCAAAAGUGGAUGCCUCAGGACAGUGUGCUUGCUCAUCCAAAGGUCAGACUAUUCAUCACACAAGGGGGUCUCCAGAGUUUCCAAGAAGCAGUUCAUUAUGGAGUCCCCACCGUCGUCACACCAUGGUUAUUUGAUCAAGAAUGUGUGGCGGCUAAAAUGGUUGACGCGAAAAUUGGAGUCAAGUUAUCACCACAGAAUGUACAUUCUUUCGAAAAAGUCAAAUCUGCUAUUGAAACCGUGUUGUACAAUGAGAGCUUUUCGAGGAAUAUGCGAAGACUCUCAUCAAUAUCGCACGAUUUCACGUCCGGAGGAAUGGACAAAGCUGUUUUCUGGGUAGAACACGUAGCCCGUCACGGCGUGGCAUCUCACUUGCGGCCAUCCUCUGCUCAUGCGAGCCUUUUCGAAUAUUUCUGCCUCGACAUUAUAUCUGUGAUCUUAGUGCUUUUUUCCGUCCUUUUAUGUUUAGCUUUUCAUAUUCUCAGUUACAUUAUUAGAUAUCUUCCCUUAGUUUCUAUAAAAUUUGGUGAAAAAAUGAAAGACGCGUAACUUAAUAAUAUCAUCCUCGACCUUAAUUUUCUGUGAUCUUAUAUUGUCUUGUAU
This is a messenger RNA of Bemisia tabaci, 1851 nucleotides long. NCBI's taxonomy places the organism in Eukaryota, Metazoa, Arthropoda, Insecta, Hemiptera, Aleyrodidae. The record is from RefSeq and is a predicted model, not a curated record.